Molecule: messenger RNA, 919 nt
Organism: Anneissia japonica
Lineage: Eukaryota; Metazoa; Echinodermata; Crinoidea; Comatulida; Comatulidae
Exons: 3
Coding region: 65-919 (284 amino acids)
Source: RefSeq, a predicted model, not a curated record
AACAAAGGUGGCUCGGCCACGCAAACCAGCUUACGUCCGCGUUAGGUACCAACAGGGAUCUAAAAUGAAGGAACUGGCCAAAUUCAACGUUGCGGAUAAAAGAGAAGUUACUUUCUUGGAUGGUAGAACAAGUGCCAGAAUUGAGUUUAAUCCUCCAAUUGAUAAGCUCAAAGAUGGCGUGACGUAUAUGGUUGAAGUUGACGCUGGUACAGCCAUUGUUUACAAACCAGAUCCAUGCGGUAACGCCCCAGCAGCUACCGAAAAUGCAGGCGCGAUGUUCCCAUUUAUGACUGCCGAAUGCAAGCCUAAACCACCACCGCAAGCAAUUCCAGAUGAAUCGAUCCCCUCGCCAGACUUUGAGACUGCUAAAGAAAGGGUAUGGCAUAUCAAGUUCAACAAGAAGAUUGUUCGUCCAACAGAAUCCGCCUUCAUUAAGAUACUUGAGCUUCCAAGCAAAAAGCUAUUGGCUAAAUACGAUGCCUCGAAAGCAGGUCAGGUAGAGUUCCCAUCAGAUGAUCCGACUAUUCUUCGUUUCGACAAACCGGCAGGAAUAGAAGAUGGAAUGAAAUUUACUCUUGAACUUGGUCCAGGCGUAGUAAUGGCAGUCAACGCUCAGCCAUGUCGAAGCGAAAUGAACAAUCUUGUAGGCGGAGUAGCCAUGAAGCCUAAUCCACCUACCAGCUGGGGAUUCAAAUCUCCACCUCCACCAGAACCAUACGUCGACUGUGGUGAUUACAGCAUGACUUUCCAUGUUCCACACAAGUAUGUAGAUGACAUGGCACCAGAACUUCUACAUCUCCAUGAUCCCAGCUGCACUGCCAAGAGCCGAAAUUCCAAAUUCAUGUCAGUCACAACAUUUUUUGAUGAAUGUGGAACCAAGUCGAAGGUAAGGCUCAGUCAUAUGCUUAAUAAUAGGUAA